AUGGCUGACCAUGAUAAUCUACCGGACAUCGAACCAUGGAGAGUCAUCCUGGAGCAACAGUAUCUCCAGGCCAAGUUCUGGCUGUACCGGCGUGGCGAGCCAGCACACAUGAACCCCUUUGACUGGUUUGUCCAGGUGGCGGGAGUUCAAGGAAUCAAAUUCUGCAAGACGCUCGGAUGGGGCGGCCAGGGCGUGGCGACGUUGUGGCAGAUGCGCGACAGACGGCGUAGACGAAACGUGGUGGUGAAAAUAAAUCUUGACCCGCAGAUGCAAGGCGCCAUCAGCGAAGAGAAGGAUAUGAUGAAGGAUCUCGCCCGAGCACCGCACAUCAUCCAACGCUUCUUGCUACAAGACAUUUCGGCGACAGAGGCUCGGGUUAACAUAGACGACGACCCGAACCUGAUCAUCAUGCCGUACUGUAAAUAUGGCGACCUUACCAAGUGGCUGUCAAAAUCAGGGAACGGAGGGCCUCGAGGAUAUCCAGCCUGGAUCCCUCCAUCAGUGCUCUGGAGAUACUUUGACUGUUUGGUGAAAGGGUGCAUCGCCAUGCAAUACCCGCCACGGUAUCAAGAGCUGAACCAGGGCCCUGACGAUGACUAUGUUCCUAUACCUCAGCGCCCCAAUCAAGACCUGCUCCCAGAAGUAGUACCUCCGCCUGAUCUACGUGACGACGACGUGGCUCUCGUCCACCGUGAUUUCGAUCAUGGCAAUGGUAAGCAGACCCACACUGUCGGUAUCUUGUUGCAAAUCAUGUGUGUAGCGGAUCUUGGCCUGAUGAGGCCACAAGAGUACUUUCUGAGAGAACCUCGAUAUUCUCCACAUCCAAACUGGGACCGCGAACUGUUGUGGUCGUCUAGAGCAAUGGGAAAGCCGGGCUGGUGGGCUCCGGAGGUAUGGACGGCCGAAUGGGAUGAUAUCGGCCCCAAUUCGGAUCCGAACACAGAGCCAAGAUUCAGAACAGUUGCAGGAAAUUAUGGAAGCCACUCGAAUGUGUGGCAGAUGGGCAUGAUAAUGAGAUGCUGCAUGCUGCUAGAGCAGCCACCUGUGGCACCGGUGACCGACCGUGUGCAACGUUUCGAGGAACCUGGGAGCCCCGAGAUGCACUUCACCGGCGGAUUCGACCUGCUCAAUGACCCAGCCUGCGUCAGCUUCUAUGGCAGGGAGAUGUGCGAGCUUGUGGCGCGGUGUCUUGAGUACGUGCCGCACCACCGCCCAGACCUAGAAACCCUGCAGCGGGCGGUCACGGCUGGCCUGCAGGCAGCGGACCCUGUGGGCCCGUCUUGGAGGACGACGUACUUUGGCAACCCACCGCCGCCACGGGGGCCAGUCGAGGGUGUCAGGCUCGCCGACCUGGACCCAUGGGCAGGAAUGUGA
Molecule: messenger RNA, 1374 nt
Organism: Cryphonectria parasitica EP155
Lineage: Eukaryota; Fungi; Ascomycota; Sordariomycetes; Diaporthales; Cryphonectriaceae
Exons: 8
Coding region: 1-1374 (457 amino acids)
Biological process (GO): protein phosphorylation
Cellular component (GO): cytoplasm
Molecular function (GO): ATP binding; protein serine/threonine kinase activity
Source: RefSeq, a predicted model, not a curated record